UCACCACCACCACCGUCACCACCAGCACCGUCACCACCGUCACCACCAGCCCCACCACCGUCACCACCAGCACCACCGUCACCACCAGCACCACCGUCACCAGCACCAGCACCACCACCGUCACCACCAGCACCAGCACCACCACCGUCACCACCACCACCGUCAUCACCAGCACCACCGUCACCACCAGCACCACCGUCACCACCAGCACCACCGUCACCACCGUCACCACCAGCACCGUCACCACCAGCACCAGCACCACCACCGUCACCACCAGCACCACCAGCACCACCGUCACCAAAAGCACCACCGUCACCACCAGCCCCACCAGCCCCACCAGCACCGUCACCACCAGCACCAGCACCGUCACCACCAGCACCGUCACCACCAGCACCACCGUCACCACCAGCACCACCGUCACCAUCAGCACCACCAGCCCCACCGUCACCACCAGCACCACCACCGUCACCACCAGCACCACCACCGUCACCACCAGCACCACUAGCACCGUCACCACCAGCACCGUCACCACCAGCACCACCGUCACCACCAGCCCCACCAGCACCAGCACCACCAGCACCACCACCAGCACCACCAGCACCACCAGCACCACCGUCACCACCAGCACCACCGUCACCACCUUCACCACCGUCACCACCAGCACCACCAGCACCACCACCGUCACCACCAGCACCACCACCGUCACAACCAGCACCAGCACCAUCACCACCGUCACCACCAGCACCACCGUCACCACCAUCACCACCAGCACCACCGUCACAACCGUCACCAGCACCAGCCCCACCAGCACCGUCACCACCAGAACCAGCACCGUCACCACCAGCACCAGUACCACCGUCACCACCAGCACCACCGUCACCACCAGCACCACCGUCACCACCAGCACCACCAGCACCACCAGCACCACCGUCACCACCAGCACCACCAGCACCGUCACCACCAGCACCACCGUCACCACCGUCACCACCAGCACCACCGUCACCAGCACCACCACCGUCACCACCAGCACCACCGUCACCACCAGCACCACCGUCACAACCGUCACCAGCACCAGCACCACCGUCACCACCAGCACCACCGUCACCAUCAGCACCACCAGCACCACCAGCACCACCAGCACCACCACCGUCACCACCAGCACCACCGUCACCACCACCACCGUCACCACCAGCACCACCAGCACCACCGUCACCACCAGCACCACCACCGUCACCGCCGUCACCACCAGCACCACCACCGUCACAACCAGCACCACCACCAUCACCACCAUCACCACCAGCACCACCGUCACAACCGUCACCAGCACCAGCCCCACUAGCACCGUCACCACCAGAACCAGCACCGUCACCACCAGCACCACCACUGUCACCACCAGCACCACCGUCACCACCAGCACCACCGUCACCACCAGCACCACCACCGUCACCACCAGCACCACCGUCACCACCAGCACCACCGUCACAACCGUCACCAGCACCAGCACCACCGUCACCACCAGCACCACCGUCACCAUCAGCACCACCGUCACCACCAGCACCACCGUCACAACCAGCACCACCACCGUCACCACCAGCACCACCGUCACCACCAGCACCAGCACCACCAGCACCAGCACCACCGUCACCACCACCACCGUCACCACCAGCACCAGCACCACCACCGUCACCACCAGCACCACCGUCACCACCAGCACCACCGUCACCAGCACCAGCACCACCGUCACCACCAGCACCACCGUCACCAUCAGCACCACCGUCACCACCAGCACCACCGUCACAACCAGCACCACCAGGACCACCACCGUCACCACCAGCACCACCGUCACCACCAGCACCAGCACCACCACCACCAGCACCACCACCGUCACUGUCACCACCAGCACCACCAGCACCGUCACCACCAGCACCACCGUCACCACCAGCACCAGCACCACCACCGUCACCACCAGCACCACCGUCAGCACCACCACCGUCACCACCAGCACCACCGUCACCACCAGCACCAGCACCACCAGCACCAGCACCACCGUCACCACCACCACCGUCACCACCAGCACCAGCACCACCACCGUCACCACCAGCACCACCGUCACCACCAGCACCACCGUCACCAGCACCAGCACCACCGUCACCACCAGCACCACCGUCACCAUCAGCACCACCGUCACCACCAGCACCACCGUCACAACCAGCACCACCAGAACCACCACCGUCACCACCAGCACCACCGUCACCACCAGCACCAGCACCACCACCACCAGCACCACCACCGUCACCACCAGCACCACCAGCACCGUCACCACCAGCACCACCGUCACCACCAGCACCAGCACCA
This is a messenger RNA of Sycon ciliatum, 2355 nucleotides long. RefSeq names its product basic proline-rich protein-like. The transcript has 3 exons. The record is from RefSeq and is a predicted model, not a curated record. NCBI's taxonomy places the organism in Eukaryota, Metazoa, Porifera, Calcarea, Leucosolenida, Sycettidae. The annotation marks the transcript as partial.